AUGGCGCUCACAAAGGACCUCCUGCACCCCUCCCCCGAGGAGGAGAAGUGGAAGCACAAGAAGAAGCACCUGGUGCAGAGCCCCAAGUCCUACUUCAUGGACAUCAAGUGCCUGGGUUGCUACAAAAUCACCACGGUUUUCAGUCAUACCCAGACAGUUGUGUUGUGUAUCGGCUGCUCGACUGUGCUGUGCCAGCCCACUGGUGGAAAGAUGAGGUUAACAGAAGGAUGUUCUUUCUGGUGA
Molecule: messenger RNA, 243 nt
Organism: Thamnophis sirtalis
Lineage: Eukaryota; Metazoa; Chordata; Lepidosauria; Squamata; Natricidae
Source: RefSeq, a predicted model, not a curated record